AAUUAUAAAUAAAACCGCAGAAACUAACAGACAGAACAGAACCCAACGUACUAACUCACCACUCACUAAACAGAACACAGAGAAGAAAGAAAGGUUGGAUUUUUAAGAACUGAGCAAUCUUCUCUUCAUGGCUAUGUCUUCCUCUUCUCUUCAAUACCCUCUUCAUAAAUCUUUAUGCCCAAAAUUCCCUCAUCUUUUUCACUGUUCUCGAAUUUCCCAUCCUCGUCUCCGGUUCUCCUCUCUCAGGUUUCCCUCCACAAUUCGCGCCUCUUCUGCAGUAGCUGUUGAACCUGAUUUAGGACCACAGCAAACACAAACUUUUGAGGAUGAUGUAUUUGCAUGUCCAGUAUGUUAUGAGCCUCUGAUAAGAAAAGGACCUCCAGGUUUUAAUUUGUCUGCAAUCUACCGAUCUGGGUUCAAGUGUAAGAAAUGCAACAAAACUUACUCCAGCAAAGACAACUAUUUGGAUCUUACAAUUACUGCCUCAAUGAAGGAAUAUACUGAAGUCAAACCUGCUCGAACUGAGCUGUUCCGGAGUCCACUCGUUUCAUUCUUGUAUGAGCGAGGGUGGCGUCAAAAUUUUAAUCAAAGUGGCUUUCCUGGUCCUGAUGAAGAGUUCAAAAUGGCCCAGGAGUACUUUAAACCAGCAGAAGGUGGUAUCCUAGUAGAUGUUAGCUGUGGCAGUGGAUUGUUUUCCAGGAAAUUUGCCACAUCAGGGACCUACUCUAAAGUUGUUGCACUUGACUUUUCUGAAAACAUGCUUCGCCAGUGUUAUGAUUUCAUUAAGCAAGAUGAUAAUAUCUCAGAAAAGGAUCUUGCUCUUGUUCGAGCAGAUGUUUCCAGACUUCCUUUCUCAUCAGGUUCAGUUGAUGCUGUUCAUGCUGGUGCAGCCUUACAUUGCUGGCCGUCUCCUUCAAAUGCUAUUGCUGAAAUCUGUCGUACACUACGAAGUGGUGGAGUCUUUGUUGGAACCACUUUUCUCCGAUAUAAUGCAACCAGUUCCUGGAUAGAACGGUCUUUCCGAGAGAGGAUUAUGAGCGGUUACAACUAUUACACAGAAGAGGAGAUUGAGGACUUGUGCACAUCAUGUGGUCUUACCAACUACCAAAGCAAAGUUCAGCGAUCCUUCAUCAUGUUCACUGCUGAAAAACCCUCAGAAUAGGUAGAGGCAAUUCAAGCAACAUUGUAUCUGUUAUUAUUUUGUCAUACUAAUUAUUGAUUUGGUUUAUAUUACACAUAUCAAAUUGUAUAGAUAUUUAAAAUAAGCAAGAUCUGAAAAGGUGAUAACCUGGGGUAAUGUAAAGUAUUAUUAUAGUCAAUAUGAAGUAUCUUAUUCAUUGUCUGGUUUA
Molecule: messenger RNA, 1349 nt
Organism: Ricinus communis (castor bean)
Lineage: Eukaryota; Viridiplantae; Streptophyta; Magnoliopsida; Malpighiales; Euphorbiaceae
Exons: 8
Coding region: 128-1162 (344 amino acids)
Molecular function (GO): S-adenosylmethionine-dependent methyltransferase activity
Source: RefSeq, a predicted model, not a curated record